GGUGUGAUAGUAGAUAUGUCUGUUCCAUUGACACCUUCUAAAAGACCACAUGACCGGAACCUUUCAGAGUCGAAUGGAAAAGGAAAGUGGCAGAAGGUACAGAAUCAACCCGUGAAAUCCUCUCUUGGAAGUGCUGUCUUCCGUUUGUUAUGUCCUGCUUUCAAAACCGGUGGCGUUAUUGGAAAGGGGGGCACCAUCAUAUCUGAAAUUCGACAACAAACUGGGGCAAAGGUCAGAGUUGAGGAUACUGUACCUGGUUGUGACGAGAGGGUAGUUUUUAUCUCAGGUUCUGAUAAAGAGACUGAGGUGGCUACCGACCUGAGCCAGGAGGAUGGUAGUGAAGAGACAAACAAGGAUAAAGAGAAAAAUGAUGAAAUGGAACAGAGUCAGAACAAUGAAGAUAAAGAGUCUGAUACUGUGGGAGAUUCUAAAUCUGAUAAGGGAACUUCAUCUGUGCAAAAGGCCCUUUUACUUGUUUUUGAGAGAAUAAUAGAAGGAGAAGCAGAGGCAGGUGGAGGGGAGGAAGACACUCAAGACAGCAGUAAGUCUUCAAUUGUUUUGAGGUUACUCGUGUUUUCCAGUCAAGUAGGCUGCCUUUUGGGAAAGGGUGGCAGUGUAAUCAAGCAGAUGUCAUCUGAAAGCAGGGCACAAAUACGGAUCCUUCCCAGAGACAAACUUCCUCUGUGUGCAUCAGUUACUGAUGAAUUAGUUCAGAUAAGUGGGGAAGCUGAUGCAGUUAGGAAAGCUCUCCAAUCUGUUUCUCAGCAGCUUUUGGAGAAUCCGCCUAAGGAUCAUGACCCUUCCCCUGUCAGCUCUUCAGGGCCUCCAGCACAUUCAUUUGGCCAUCCACCUCCAAGGCCUGACGUACAUCCACCACCUAACCGAUCUUUUGCUUCUGGACCACGUGAUGUUUCUGACUAUCAUUCUGCUGUUCCCCCCCUGUUUGCUAAAUAUCAUGAAAGUGGCAUCUCUGGUCGAAUUAAGCCUUCACAGGAUAUGCUAACCUUCCGAUUAAUGUGCCAUAAUGAAAGAGUAGGAGGUGUGAUUGGCAAGGAAGAGUUUUAAUGGAAAUAUUUUGGG
Molecule: messenger RNA, 1080 nt
Organism: Carya illinoinensis
Lineage: Eukaryota; Viridiplantae; Streptophyta; Magnoliopsida; Fagales; Juglandaceae
Product: KH domain-containing protein HEN4-like
Exons: 2
Coding region: 16-1065 (349 amino acids)
Biological process (GO): regulation of gene expression
Cellular component (GO): nucleus; cytoplasm
Molecular function (GO): mRNA binding
Source: RefSeq, a predicted model, not a curated record